Messenger RNA from Chrysochloris asiatica (Cape golden mole), 1014 nucleotides. It is a transcript of the gene DCPS, whose product is annotated as decapping enzyme, scavenger. Gene Ontology annotation, molecular function: hydrolase activity; RNA 7-methylguanosine cap binding. Gene Ontology annotation, cellular component: P-body; nucleus. Lineage: Eukaryota; Metazoa; Chordata; Mammalia; Afrosoricida; Chrysochloridae. The record is from RefSeq and is a predicted model, not a curated record. The transcript has 6 exons. The coding region runs from base 1 to 1014 and encodes 337 amino acids. Gene Ontology annotation, biological process: deadenylation-dependent decapping of nuclear-transcribed mRNA.
AUGGCCGAUUCAUCUCCUCAACCAACCAAGAGAAAGCGCGAAUGGGAUACGGGGGAGGCGGAAGGCUCCAGAACAGAACAAAAGGAAGCAGGCGUUGGGAAUGGUACCUCUGCCCCUGUCUGCUUACCCUUCUCCGGUUUUAGAGUGCAAAAAGUGCUCAGGGAGUCCGCGCGGGACAAAAUCAUUUUCCUACAUGGGAAGGUGAAUGAGGCCUCUGGGGACAGGGAUGGAGAGGAUGCCGUUGUGAUCUUGGAGAAGACACCAUUUCAGGUGGAGCAGGUGGCCCAGCUCCUGACGGGCAGCCCUGAACUCCAGUUGCAGUUCUCCAAUGAUAUCUACAGCACCUAUCGCCUGUUUCCUCCAAGGCAACUGAGUGAUGUGAAGACCACCGUGGUUUACCCUGCCACAGAGAAACACCUGCAAAAGUACCUGCACCAAGACCUCCGGUUGAUCCGAGAGACUGGCGAUGAUUACAAGAACAUCACUUUGCCCCACUUAGAGUCUCAAAGCCUCAGUAUUCAGUGGGUAUAUAACAUUCUCGAGAAGAAGGCUGAAGCUGACCGGAUUGUUUUCGAGAACCCAGAUCCCUCCAACGGCUUUGUCCUCAUCCCUGACCUCAAGUGGAACCAACAGCAGCUCGAUGACCUGUACCUGAUUGCCAUCUGCCACCGCCGUGGCAUCAAGUCACUGCGGGAUCUCACUCCAGAGCACCUGCCACUGCUGAGGAACAUCCUCCAGGAGGGUCAGGAAGCCAUCCUGCAGCACUACCAGGUGAAGGGGGACCGCCUGCGCGUGUACCUGCACUACCUACCCUCCUAUUACCACCUGCAUGUGCACUUCACGGCCCUGGGCUUUGAGGCCCCUGGCUCUGGGGUGGAACGGGCACAUCUACUAGCAGAAGUGAUUGAAAACCUAGAAUGUGACCCAAAGCACUAUCAACAUCGCACUCUAACCUUUGCCCUCAGGACCGAUGACCCCUUGCUCCAGUUGUGGCAGGAGGCCCAGAAGAGUUAA